Messenger RNA from Thermothielavioides terrestris NRRL 8126, 1165 nucleotides. RefSeq lists its product as uncharacterized. The transcript has a single exon. The record is from RefSeq and is a predicted model, not a curated record. NCBI's taxonomy places the organism in Eukaryota, Fungi, Ascomycota, Sordariomycetes, Sordariales, Chaetomiaceae. Bases 98 to 262 code for a protein of 54 amino acids.
GGGUGGGGAGGGCGGGGAGGCAGCGGGAAGAGCGGAGGCGGAGAAGCGGAGGAGGACCAGGAGGAGGAAGGUGCUGAGGAGGGUCGUGGCGGACGCGAUGGAUUUGGCUGUGCCGGGGUCGGUGGUUGGCUGGGUGCCGUUGGGGCCGGCCGUGGUGGCCUUGCUUAUGUUUGGGAGUACCGUGUUGACGGGGAUGGAGGUUUGGGAGCGGUGCGGGCGGGAGGUGGCCGCUGCGAAGGGGGCGGCGCGCGGCGGGAGGUAGUGGUUCCGUAUGGCGGGGAGAGAGAGCAGAACCUGCUUGUACUGGUUGAAUCAAAACGCGUCGGAAGAGUGGACAGUCGAGGAUAUCAUCUGCGGUACACACAGCGUUCUGGCCCCGCCCGGCAACAGCAUGAAGCUCCCAAUGUUUGUCCACCUGCGUUGGAGAUAGGCCCCUUGAACGGCAUCGAACGGAGCUACUCACGGAUGAGGACGAGCAUGGAGAUCCCAAAGGCCGCAUCCACCAACGCAACGAAGGUAUCUUUCAGCCACGUCUUGCUCUGUCCCUCCGGGCGUUUGUCCAUCCGGCUCGGGACCGCGGCAGCGAGAGGGCGACGUUCCAGAACAGGGUCAGAAAGAGCUCGGUGGCGCCCUGGAGCCCUUCACGAUCCAGAGGAUGAUGUUGGCGAAGUGAAGGCGGCAACUAGGAGGCGCACGGCGAGGCUCAGCCGGUAGUGUCCUCUCCUCGUCGGCCGGUUGUCGCCGUACCCGGACUCGGGCGAGACCAGGCGCUCGUAUACCAUGCAAGCAAGCUGUUGUGGCUGUUCCGUCGUCACAGAAUGGGCCUGGAGAAGCAACUAAUAUGCAUCGUCGGCACUCAUUCAACGCCAUCCGAGUGCUCAGGGGCAGGGAAUCAGAUGGACGUGUUAUAGCGAGUGGCCUGCCCACGAAGCGCCUUACUGAGCAACUUGGUACUGUUUACCGUGUACGGAAUACUAUGGCGACGACUACUCCAAGGUUUGCGAGACACGAGAGGUUGGCCAACCAACGCGGCUCAGGCCCACUGAUUUUAUAUCGGUGCCUAGAGAGAGCUCCGCGCCCAUCAAGGUCCGCGCCCCCUUGAACAAUCACAUCAACGUCACUCCCGCUGCCGCUGUCGCGGGGCUUCCAUGGGCAGCUGCGCCAU